AUGAAUAGGUUUUCCUUAGAGUUCAAAGAUAAAUAGAUGGAAUCUAAGUAUUAGAAGACAAAAAAACUUAAACUUCAACAAUUAAAAAAAGUACAAUAGAUUAUAAUUAUGAUGUUACUUAUUCUUUUUUUAAUUAUAAGUGCUUUAAGACAUUCAUGGAUUGCAUUAACUGUUGGUUGCUUUAUUAUAAUCAUAUUAUUGAUAUCAAUAAAAAUGGAUUUGAAUAGAAAACAAAAGUCUUACUUUCUAAAUACAGUAUUAGUAAGUGUGACAUUAUUCAAUUAUUUUAAAGCCUUGUAAAGUGUUUAUUUUGAAAAUGCUUUUAAACCUAAUUAUUUAGAAGGUUAUAUGUUAGCACUCAUAACAAUAUCAUGUAUAAAUCUCUUAAUCUAUGAUUAGUAAUAUAUUAAGGAAGUUUUCUAUAAAAAUCCUUUAUUCUUUGUUCAACCUACAUUAUGUUACAAGUGUUUAAAUCUAAUUCCGAAGAAAUGUGGAGAUAAAUUACUUAAUAUAUUUUUUUUCUUUCUCUUUGUUUGUUUUAGCUUUAUAAAGUAGAAAAGUUAUAAAGAUAAGAUUAUCUGACUUAAUAAAAGAAUCAAAAAUUUGAAGAGUAAAUGAUCAGCUUUUGUGGUAUAACAUCUUAUAAGAUUUCAUACUAAAGAGAUUCUAACUAAAUACUAUUGAUACCAAAUAAUGAAAUGGAAAUUGUAAAAUUUGAAGAUCAAUAACAAUUUAUCACUAAAAUUAGAAACAUGAAAGUUUUAAUUAGAGAUUAAGAUGCAUAGACAAAUUAUUUAUCUUAAGAGGGAAUUAAUUAAGAUGCAAAAAUGACACUUGAAAAAUUGUUAUAUUAUUAUAUGACCUGUCCAGAGAAAUUAAAAGAAUACAAGAAAUAGCCUUCUUUUUGUGAUACUGUAAUUAAAUUAUAAGGAGUUCUUAAUUAAGAAAAUUAUAAUAUACAAAUACUUAAGUAUUUUGAUGAAUUGCCAAGUGCAAUUAUCUUGAUAUCUCAAAAUAAAAAAGAUAUUUUUAUAGAAGAACUUAAAUUGAGAUAUAAAUUGUUCUAGUAAGCAUUAGAAACUAUUGAUUAAAUUUUUUCAAAUUAAAUCAAAAUGAGUCUUGUGUAUUUAGUAGCGUUACAUAAAUAUCAAAAAAUUAAACCCCAGAAUAAAGAUAUAUCAUUUUAUAAAAAAGUCCAAAGUAAAAUUGCUAGAGCUUAUAAUGAUUUUUAAAAUAUCAAAGAUUUUUUUAACUUAAAUUCUUCUUUCUAAAGAACUGUGAUUCAAAAUUUCAAUUUGAUUACAUUUUUAGAUGAUAUAUUAACUGAAAUUUAAUAUUAUUUUUAUUAGAGUAAAAAAUUCACUUUCUAAAUUAAAAGCAAGCUUAGAAUAUAAACAGUAAGUUAAGAUCAAAAAUAACUUAAACAAUUAAUUUUAAAUAUAUUAUAUUUUAUAACAGAACGUAGCUAGGACAUAACUUUUUAUUUAGAAGAAAGUGAUGGGCCAUAAUCGAAAUUAUCAUUUAUUCGAAUUAAAUUAGAAUAUCAAGGUUUACAAUUUUGUAAAGAUUCUAUGAAUGGAUUACCAUUUAUAAAUCCAGUAACUAUAUCUGAACUCAGACAUAAUACAGAAAAAACGUAUUAAUUAAAUUUACCUAUGGCUGUUGUAAUAGUUAGAAAACUUGGACCUACUAAUAAAAUUUAUAUUAAAUAAAAUAAAAAUGGAAACAGUUAUUUAGAAUUUUUAAUUUUUAGAGAAUUAUAUGAAGAUUUUCAUUUAAUACCUCUCUAAUCAUAACAUCCUAUUAAUUAUUUGAUAAUGAAUGCAAAACCUUCAAUUUAUGGUAAACAUGCAGCAUAUUUGGAUCUCAUGGCACUCAGUCCAAGAAUUUAAUUAGAUAAAUUCGGAGAAUUGUGA
Messenger RNA from Paramecium sonneborni, 1916 nucleotides. Lineage: Eukaryota; Ciliophora; Oligohymenophorea; Peniculida; Parameciidae. The record is from the annotation of a GenBank genome assembly.